AUGGCCCGCAGCAUCGCGCCGGGGAACGACCGGAAGCUCCACGUUGCAUCCCCUGUUUCAGAACUAGAAGAUAUAAUACAAAUGGGUGUUCUCAUGUGGAGACUUGAUCUUCUCAAGUCAGGUGCAGACUAUGCCAAGUCACAACUUCACAUGGUACAAGGAGAAGUUCUACUUCUUGCAAGUGGGAGUGGGAAUCUGCCACCUAGUAGAGAAGCAGACCGACUGUUUAAGUCGCUGAAAAACUGCAAAGUUCGGUACUUUAGGAACCGGGGUGACAGACUACUCAUGGAGGAUGGCUUCAACCUUCUAACUGUCAUAAAAGGAGUAAAAAUGUACCGCCGUGGUAGACAAUGGGACUGUGUGAACGAUUUCCUGUCACCCACAUUAAGUGAAUUCAACAGAACAUUUGGUGAAGAUUUCAAACUGUUUCAUCAGUUACUGAGCCCAGCCAUGCUCUCUACAAUGAAAAAUGGGAAAAUUGUCCAUGGCCUUGCCGGUGUUCCUGACAAAGGUCCUGUCUUGUUUGUGGGAUAUCACCAACUCCUGGCCAUAGAGUGGGCUGCACUGAUUGAAGGGUUCUUGAGGGAGAAAAAAACAGUUAUCCGAACAGGGGCCCACCAUGUAUUUUUUGCUGGAAAUUAUGAGACACUACGCCAGGAGUUGUCUCUAUUUGAUUUUGUUUCUAUAUACGGCGCGGUUCCAGUCGGUCCGAUCAAUAUGUACAAAUUGUUUGAGAGAAAUAAAUUUGUUCUCCUCUAUCCAGGCGGUGUGAGAGAAGCUCUACAUAGGAAGGGCGAAGCAUACAAAUUGUUUUGGCCAGAUCAAACCGAAUUUGUAAGAAUGGCGGCACGGUUUGGAGUUACGGUCAUACCAUUUGGUUGUGUGGGAGAAGAUGACUUUUUGGAGAUAGUUGUGGACUACAAUGAUCAAAAGAACAUACCAUAUAUUAGAGACGAGAUAAAGUCAUUCAACAGAGAUUUUAUAAGAUUAAGGUUAGAUUUCUAUUACUCUGCCCAUUUUUCCUUUGAUAAACAAACAAUCAAGCAUCUCCUUAGAAAGGACACUAUGAAAGGAGAGGAUGGGAAUCAAGUCUUGCAUCUGCCUGUUGUUCUCCCAAAAUUACCAGGGCGGCUAUAUUUCCUAUUCGGGAAGCCAAUUGAGAUGAAAGGAAUGGACAAUGUGUUGACAGAUAGGAAGAAGGCAAACCAAGUAGAUUUUCAAAUCGAAUCAGAAGUGCAGAAUGCAAUGUCUUACCUAAAGAGGAAGAGAAACGAAGAUCCUUACCGGAGUAUUGUGCGACGGUGA
This is a messenger RNA of Triticum urartu, 1305 nucleotides long. NCBI's taxonomy places the organism in Eukaryota, Viridiplantae, Streptophyta, Magnoliopsida, Poales, Poaceae. The record is from RefSeq and is a predicted model, not a curated record.